Chaetura pelagica (chimney swift) is the source of this 1692-nucleotide messenger RNA. Its product is annotated as bromodomain-containing protein 2-like. Gene Ontology annotation, cellular component: chromatin; nucleus. NCBI's taxonomy places the organism in Eukaryota, Metazoa, Chordata, Aves, Apodiformes, Apodidae. The record is from RefSeq and is a predicted model, not a curated record. Gene Ontology annotation, biological process: chromatin remodeling; regulation of DNA-templated transcription. The transcript has 10 exons. The annotation marks the transcript as partial.
CCCACAGAUGACAUUGUUCUGAUGGCCCAGACCCUGGAGAAGAUCUUCCUGCAGAAGGUGGCUCAGAUGCCACCAGAAGAGCAGGAGAUCGUGGUGCCGGUGGCCAAGAACAGCCACAAGAAGGGAGCAUCCAGAGCAGCAGCGCUCCUGGCGGGGCUGACGGCUGCCCAGCAGGUCCCAGCUGUCUCCUCGGUGUCCCACGUCUACACCCCAAGUCCUGACAUCCCCACCACCAUUGUCAACAUCCCCCACCCCUCAGUCAUUGCCACCCCCCUCCUCAAAUCGCUGCACUCGCCCACCCCGCCCGUCCUGGCACCACCCGCGCCCACCCAGCCUGUGGCCAAGAAGAAGGGGGUGAAGCGGAAAGCAGACACCACCACCCCCACCACCACGGCCAUCAUCGCCACCAGCGGCGAGUCCUCCCCGUCGGCCACGUUGCUGGAGGCCAAAGCCGCCAAGAUCCCGGCGCGUCGGGAGAGCGGUCGUCCCAUCAAACCCCCCAGGAAGGAUCUCCCAGAUUCCCAACAGCAUCAGACCUCCAAGAAGGGGAAGUUGUCAGAGCAGCUCAAGUACUGCAACGGGAUCCUGAAGGAGCUGCUCUCCAAGAAGCACGCGGCCUACGCUUGGCCCUUCUACAAGCCCGUUGAUGCCUCGGCCCUGGGGCUGCACGACUAUCACGAGAUCAUCAAGCACCCCAUGGACCUCAGCACCAUCAAGCGGAAGAUGGAGAACAGGGACUAUCACGACGCGCAAGAAUUCGCCGCCGAUGUCCGGUUAAUGUUCUCCAACUGCUACAAAUACAACCCCCCUGACCACGACGUGGUGGCCAUGGCUCGCAAACUACAGGACGUCUUUGAGUUCAGCUAUGCCAAGAUGCCCGACGAGCCGCAGGACGCCAGCCCGCCCUCGGUGUCUGCUCCUCUCCCCGGUGCUCUUUCCAAAUCCUCCUCUGAGGAAUCUUCCAGCGACGAGGAUGAGGAUGAGGAGGAUGAAGAUGACGAAGAGGAGGAGGAGAGCAGCAGUGAGAGCUCCUCAGAGAGUGAGGAGAGCUCGGACUCAGAGGAGGAACGUGCCAACAGGUUGGCGGAGCUGCAGGAGCAGCUGCGGGCCGUGCACGCGCAGGGGGGGAACUCCAAGAAGGCAGCAAAGGCGGCGCUGCCCCCACCCCCUGCCCUGUACGACUCGGAGGAGGAAGAGGAGAGUAAACCCAUGACCUACGAUGAGAAGAGGCAGCUGAGCCUGGACAUCAACAAACUCCCUGGGGAGAAACUGGGCAGGGUUGUCCACAUUAUCCAAUCCCGGGAACCUUCCCUGAGAGAUUCCAACCCUGAGGAGAUCGAGAUUGACUUUGAGACCCUCAAACCCUCCACGCUGCGGGAACUCGAGCGCUACGUCCUCUCCUGCCUCCGCAAGAAGCCCCGCAAGCCCUACAGUGAAACCAUGAAGAAGCCGGUGGGGAAGACGAAAGAGGAGUUGGCGCUGGAGAAGAAGCGGGAGCUGGAGAAGCGGCUGCAGGACGUGAGUGGGCAGCUCAACUCCACCAAGAAACCUCCCAAGAAAGCCAACGAGAAGCCGGAAUCAGCCCAACAAGUGGCCGUGUCCCGGCUCAGCGCUUCCAGUUCCAGUUCAGAUUCCAGUAGCUCCAGCUCCAGUUCCUCAUCCUCGGACACCAGCGACUCUGAUUCGGGUUAA